UUAUAGAUUACGAAACCGAAAAUGGACUUUAUAUUAUAAAAAUAAAUUUUGUGUCCAGUAAAAUAGCCGCCGUUUUGGGAAGUGAUAUGGAGAAACAAUCAGAUGUGACCAUUCACUUGUUAUGUUCACCCUGCAAACGUAAGGAAAGAAAUAAAGAAGCGGACAAAUAUUGUGCUGACUGCAAUGAUUAUUACUGCUCGGAUUGUGUGAAAUUUCAUGAGGAUAUUCCAGCCCUGUCUGGACAUAAGAUUCUAGAUAAUGAUCAAGUCAAAGAUGGAACAAGCAGAACAUUGCCUGAAAUCCCAACACAAAGAUGCGAGAGACACGGGUUUAAACUUGUUGACAAGUAUUGUCAAAGUCAUGAUAAAGUUGGCUGUUCUACAUGUAUGGCAAUAGAUCACAGGUCUUGUAACGAUGUUUUCUACGUGCCUGAGUACGUCUUAGAUCGAGACCCUACAAGUCAAUGUGAAGGCGUUCGACGAAAAACGUUAGCUGUUGCCGUUGACAUUGAAAUUCAGCUGAAAAUUCGACAACGGGAAAUAAAACGUCUGUUAAAGCGGAAAGAAGAAGAAGUUGAAAAAAUAAAACAAUUUCGGAUUGAUAUCAACCAGAAACUAGACAAUCUUGAAAGGAAAAGCAUUGUUAACAUAGAAAAUAAAUACAAAGCAAUAAUCAAGAAGAUUGAAGAGCAAAUUACCAUAUUUACAACUUUCCAGACAGAUGUUAAGUCUUCAGCAGAAGAUAUAAAAUUCGCCACGUCAAACGUGUCGCAAAAAUUUGUUGGAAUGAAAGUAGCUAACUCAGUAACAGAAAAAGCAGGCAAUGGUUUGAAAGAGGAGACAAUUCAAUUAAAAAGGGUUGAUGCUUUCUUUGAAGGUCAACAGUAUCUGAUGUCAAUGCUAGAUGAGACAGAUAUAUUAGGGGACAUCAUUGAACAGCCUGUUAGAUAUAAACUUGGGGAAAAGAGGGAGAUUAACAUCAUACAUGAUUUAGACACGAAAGUUUGUUCUAUAUCCAGUGCAUGUAUAUUAAAUGAUGGGUCUGUAAUAAUCGCAGAUUACGGUAACCAAAGUUUGAAACGUAUUGAUGUGACCUCAUCGAAAAUAGUAGAUGUCUGUCAACUUCCGAGAUCCCCGUGGCAAAUUUGUGAAGUUGACAAUGAUAUACUUGUAUCUUCUGAAGAGAUAAACAUUGACAUUGUAACUACAGAAGGUCAACUUAAAGCAGCCCGGGAAAUAACAACAGAUCAUAACUGUUAUGGCUUAGGGUACAGAAAUGGAAAAAUCUAUGUUACUGAUUCAAAUGAGACUGUUUUUGUCUACAAUAAGACAGGAACAAUGCUGAUACAAAUUUCCAAAGAUCAGUCAGGCGAGAAUUUGUUUAGCAACAUCUACAGUCUUACGGUCAGUCGAGAUGGUGAGAGAAUUUAUGUUGCUGAUUAUAUGUAUGACAUAGUAGUACAAAGUAAGGAAGUUAAAUUGCAAAGAAAAUAUAACACUAACAUUCCUCAAAUGCACAAGGGGGGUUUGUGAAACAAGCAGUUGAGAAAUACUUGUUUGUGGUGAAUUAUCUAAUAAUAUUGUACAAUUUUCUAGAAAUGGUGAGGUGGUAGGAGAAGUACUUUCACCAGAUGGUCAAGUCGGAGGUUGUCAGGCGGUUUGCUAUGAUUUCAAUCAAAUGAGACUUAUAGUUGGACGAGAUAGCCGGGAUUAUAUAGAAGUUUACGAUAUGAAUUGAACAAAAUAAAUGAUAUCUAAAUGUGCACGAAGAUUUGUCAUUACCUUAUUAAAGAGAUCAAAUUUCAAAACAUCUUUGACGAUAUUUACUUUAAAUAAUCUUAAGAAAAAUAAACAUCUUUAAUGAUAUUCACUUCAGAUAAUCUUAUGAAAAGUAAUGAAUAAA
Ruditapes philippinarum (Manila clam) is the source of this 1902-nucleotide messenger RNA. RefSeq lists its product as uncharacterized. Bases 87 to 1532 code for a protein of 481 amino acids. The transcript is spliced from 2 exons. Gene Ontology annotation, molecular function: zinc ion binding. Lineage: Eukaryota; Metazoa; Mollusca; Bivalvia; Venerida; Veneridae. The record is from RefSeq and is a predicted model, not a curated record.